CAUACAUAUAUAGAUACACGCGAAUCGUAUACAGUAAAGACCUAAGACGAGGUCGAUGUCGAUUUGUGUGAUCAGUUUGGGUAGUGAGUUCGAGUCUAGUCAGAACACAAUAAUAAUUUAAAUAACUGUAUGAAUUUUAUUUGUCAAACCAUACGUGGCGUGAGUUGGCCCUAAAAGGCGACAUCAUCGUCGCCAUAAACUGGCGAAAAAACCAUUUACUUGACCAACAUUUUUAAAACUACACAUUUCAUAUAAUAUAUCUGUGACCGCCAUUAUAAAUCCAAACGAUUUUAAAGAAAAGAACAAGAGCUUAAAUAUUGAAUUAAUAAUUUAAAAAAAAAAAAAUAAAAACAAAAGAUAUACACAAAAUUAAUCACUGAAUAUAUAUUUAAACAAGUCAGCUUGGGACUAAUUGGAAAUCUCUCCAUCAUUGACAUCUACAAAAGUAUACAAAAUAAAAAUUAAAAUAAUAAAUUUAAAAAAUAAUUAUCUUUAAUUAUUUAGACUCAUUGCUGCUGCGCAUUGAGCUCUCAUUUAAUUUAUCUUUUUUUUCAUCACCACACCAAUAAACUCCAUCAGUUGCAAAGUAAAGUGUUGAGGCCUCUGAUAUGUGACAAAUAUUACGGGGUACUGAGUGUACUUACGCGUGUACCCCCCAUACCAGAGCAGAACGACGAAAAUUACUUACAUACUUAAUAUAUUAAAUAUGUGCGCAAAUAUCAUCACACCGGUUGGUAAUUAAUCAAGUGUUGAGUGAAUUUAAUUUAAAAUAAUUUAUAAAAAUAUAAAUAAGUGACAAGAAGGCCCAGUAGGGCCGACAAUAAAGUACUUACAAUAAAUAUAGUUAAGUUUUAUAUAUUGUGUUCUGAGAAAUGGAGUGUCCGCAUCUUACACAGAGUGUAAGACUUGGGAGUAAUGAUAUUGAAUGGAAUUAUACUAAAAAUUUACCUUUCGUUUGUGCAGUAUGUGGAACGGAGAAAAGUACAUGGCUGUGCUUACAUUGCGGGAACGUGCAUUGUGGGCGUUAUAUGUCUGGUCAUGCACUGCAGCAUCAUGAGAAAAAUACUCAUCACUGUGUAUGCAUUGACUGUGAAAAUCUAUCUGUAUAUUGUUAUUCAUGUGACGAAUAUGUUGUUAAUGAUACGUCAACUGGUCAAAUAGAAAAAAUACGUCAAAAUACAUUUCGUAAAGGUGAACAAAAAGAGAACGAUGAGAAUUGGAGUUCAUCGUCCUCAUCAGGAUUAGACAAUGGCAAUGGCGAUACUGAUUCAGAUGCGAUAUGGAAGACUGAGGUGGUUGUACGAAAUUUACGACCGCGCACACGUAAGAGACUUCACUCGUUUGAUGAAACGAGCGGCGAUAAUCGGCCAGUUCCUAAACGACGGAGUUCUAAGGCUACCAAAGAAAAAAAAGUCGUUGGAUUAAGAAAUCUCGGCAAUACAUGUUUUAUGAAUGCUGUACUUCAAUCAUUUAAUAAUAUCAGCCAUUUUUGCGAGUACCUUACGCAAAUGCCAAGUCUUGAGGGCAUUGCCUUUGAUGAACCGCCAACUCACAGAGGACGGAUUGUUGCUCCCGGUCGAGCUAAAGAACUGAGCGAUGCGUUACUUGCUGAAGAGCUUAGAAAGGUUUUACUAGGCUUGAGUUUAGGCAGUUCAAAUGGUCAAGCAAUAUCACCAGAGUGUCUCUUUCUAGUAAUUUGGAAAGUGGUCCCACGUUUUCGAGGAUAUCAACAACAGGAUGCUCAUGAAUUUCUCACUUACAUGCUAGAUAGAUUGCAUACAGAGUUAUUGCAACUCUUACCAAGACUCGGUCACGAACCACUUGGACUUCGUGGCAAACAGAGUAUUGUUACUGCAGUAUUUGGUGGUGCUUUACUCAGUGUGGUACACUGCAUGAACUGCCGAACAGAUUCAAAAACCCACGAACCUUUUCAAGAUCUUUCUUUGGAUAUUCCCGACAAAUUUCAAAGAAGAACAGCGACAAAGGAACAAGAAGAAGUUUGCAGUCUGACAUUCAGUCUCUCUCGUUUCUUCAAAGUCGAAGAACUUGCUGACAGUGAACUCUACUACUGCAAUAACUGUAUGGGAAAGCAACGUUCAACCAAGAGGUUCUGGAUUCACAGGCUGCCUAACGUGUUGUGCCUUCACAUAAAAAGAUUUAGGUGGUGCAAUUCCUACCGCUCCAAGGUGGAUACGCAGGUUGAUUUUCCAAUGGAAUCACUUGAUAUGUCACCGUUUACUGUAUGCGGAUCUGCUGGUGUAAAACUCGGCGCACAAAAUAGUCAUCUGUAUGAUCUUGCUGCUGUUAUUGUUCAUCAUGGAUCAGGUGCUGGCACUGGACAUUACACUGCCUUUGCUGUUCACGAUGGCCAGUGGUUUCAUUUCAACGACAGUAGUGUACGACCAGCGAGCUCCGAAUCUGUUGCCAAGUGCAAGCCUUAUAUUCUUUUUUACGUACGCCGAGAAUUUUCAAUUCCACCGCCAUUGUGACAUCGUCGUGUAAUUGCUAAAAUUCCCACUAAUGGUGAUAAUAAUAAUCAAGACAUAGACGAUGAAAAUUCAACUACUGCUACUGCUGCUGUUACUGUCGCCGAUGCCGUUGUCGCUGCUGCUGCUGCUGCUGCUGACGAGUAUGAAAAUGAAAUCGUUUGAAACCAUAUAGAAAGUGAGAUUAAUGAGGAUGACAAUUAAUAAGCGAUUCAACCGUAACAAAAGUCUGCGUACUUUAAAUAGAUUAGAUAGAGAAACGUUGCAUCCGCUUAUUUAAAUGCCUCACUAAAAUACCGCCAAUUUAAAUACAUGGGAAACAAGAACAAAAACUUAGUAAAAUUACAUACGUUAUUUUUUUUUUUUUUUUUUUUUCACGCCUCAUUCUUAUUCACUUCUGUGAAUUCUCUGCCCAAUUCUAUUCUCGGGUUUUCCACAACACGUCCUUUCUUUAAAAAUAAAAUAUAAACCUUCUAAACUCCGUCCUAAUUGUGGACGAUUAAUAUGAAAAAAAAAAAAAGUUAAUCAUUUUAUUAUUUUAUAUGUUUAAUUAUUCGCUUUAGUGUUAAGCGUAAUUCGAUUUAUGUGCAUAGAAAAUUAUUAUUUUAUUAUUUAGUAAAAUCUAUGCACGCUUAUUGCCAAAUUCGUUUCUCAGAUUAAAAAAAAAAAUGAAUAAUAAUAUAAUAGGAUUUUGAAUUAAUAAUAAAAAUAAAUAUGAAAAAUAUAAAUUAAAUAAAUGAUGACGAGCAUACAUGGAUAUUAAGUAUUGAUGAUCUGCGAAUUAAGUUUUAAUUGACUAAAUACACAAAGAAAUUCUAUAUUUUUCUAGAUACCUGAUGAUUAUGUAAUAAAUGAAUGAAAAAAUAAAUAAAAAGUUGCCAAUCGUUUAUACAAUUUAAAUAAAAAUUAAUUAAAGAACGGUAUUUAAUUGUGAUAUAGAGAAACGAAGGCAUUAAUAUUUGAAUUUAUAGUCAUAACAAAUAUGUAAUACACAUAUAUAGGUUUAUUAUGUAUGUAUACAUUAAUAGAUAUCAAUGUAUAUUUAUAAUUCGUAAUGCGAGUACGUAAAAUAUUUAAUAUCGAGAUUAAAGGUAUCAGUUUAUUGAUUAUUAUGUUCGACAUUAUAAUUAUCUAUUUUAUUUUUACAUACAGUAAUACUAUUAUAUAAAUAUAUAUCACAAUCAUCAAAUAAUUUUCCGUUAUAUAAAAAAAUAAUAAAUAAUAUUAUCUCGUUUAAAUUUGCCGCCAUUUUAAUUAAAUUUGAAAUUUUUUAAUAUUUCAACUAUUAUUGUUGUAAAAAUUAUGAAUGACAAAUAUUUUAAGACUUGAUUUAUUUUUACGAUGAAAAUUAUGGGAUAAAAUAGAUAAUUUGAAUUGAUGACGUUUAAGCGCAUUCUCACUUGAGUAAAAAAAUUUCGUCCCAAAAAGAU
This is a messenger RNA of Microplitis mediator, 3916 nucleotides long. RefSeq names its product ubiquitin carboxyl-terminal hydrolase 3-like. The transcript is spliced from 7 exons. NCBI's taxonomy places the organism in Eukaryota, Metazoa, Arthropoda, Insecta, Hymenoptera, Braconidae. Gene Ontology annotation, molecular function: zinc ion binding; cysteine-type deubiquitinase activity. The coding region runs from base 873 to 2489 and encodes 538 amino acids. The record is from RefSeq and is a predicted model, not a curated record. Gene Ontology annotation, biological process: protein deubiquitination. Gene Ontology annotation, cellular component: cytoplasm.